AUGGUUUCCUUCACGCUGGACGACAGGCAAAAGGCCCUCGUGGCUGAGGUUCGCGGAAUAGCCAAGGAUGCUCUCAGCGGUGCGCAUGCUGUCUACUCAAGGCACCUUGAUCAAGCCGACCGAUUCAAAGCCACACGUCCAUUUUACGAGAAGGCGAUCAAGGCUGGUCUGCUGCAGUUACUCAUCCCCAAAGCAGUUGGGGGUAGGUCGGAGUCAUUCCUGGACACUGCGAUAAUCUUGGAGGAGCUGCAUGGUGUCGAUUCCAGUAUCGUGGUGCAUGCCGUCGGCACUGCCCUUGGCCUACUGCCACUGGUCAUAGCCGGAACUCCCGAGCAACAGAAAAAGUAUUUCCAGCCAUUCAUCAGUGGCGAAGGUACUCCCCUUGCCAGCCUUGCUCAUUCAGAGCCCCAGGGGACGGCAAACUUUUUGGAAAAGGGUGGGAAGGGGUUUGGCGUCACAGCUCAAAAGGACGGCGACUUUUAUAUCAUCAAUGGCGAAAAGUUAUGGACAACCAACAUCGCAGGCUGGGACGAGAAAGGGGCCGAUUUGACCAAUCUCUGUGUCCGUUACGCUGAGGACACUGGUCCAGAGAAGCCUGAAAAUGACCCAGCAGACAAUGUCAUGAUUGUCGCCAUUACUCGAGACGUCGUGGCGCAAAAUGAUCCGGAAGCAUUUAAAGUCCUUUCCGAGCCAAACUUGAUGGGCCACACAGGUGCGAGCGGUCCGCAUACGAGGUACACCAACUUCAGGGUACCCGUCGACGCGUGUCUGUUUCCACCGGGCAAAGCCACGGCUGUCAUCGAACAAUCCUUUGGCGUCACUGCUGCAUUGGUCGGCGCUAUGGCUCUUGGGACUAUGCGCGUUGCUUUCGAAACUGCCUUGGACUUUGCCAGGCGGGACAAUCGUGGCGGAUCGGUGCCGAUCAUCCAGAGACAAAGUCCCGCAGAUUUACUGAUCAAUGCCAAGAUCAAGAUUGAUACCUCCCGUAUGAUCGUCUGGAAAGCCGUGGACGCCCUGGAGAAUGGACCCGGCAACGCCCAGGAACGCUUCGAAACCUGUCUCGAGGCGAAAAUAUAUCCCAGUGAUGCCUCAGUUGCCUGCGUGUGGGAAUGCAUGCAAGCCGUUGGAAUGAGCUCAUACGGCAAUGGCUCUAUCUUUCCCCGACUGUUGAACGAUGCGGCCGUCUUUUCGUUGUUCGACGGAGGCAACAUUGGUAUUAGGCGACGCCAGUUCCAGAGACUCCUAGCUAGCCCAGACUAUCAGCCAUGGGCCAAUUUCAAUUAA
Exophiala bonariae is the source of this 1284-nucleotide messenger RNA. RefSeq lists its product as uncharacterized. The record is from RefSeq and is a predicted model, not a curated record. Gene Ontology annotation, molecular function: flavin adenine dinucleotide binding. NCBI's taxonomy places the organism in Eukaryota, Fungi, Ascomycota, Eurotiomycetes, Chaetothyriales, Herpotrichiellaceae. The coding region runs from base 1 to 1284 and encodes 427 amino acids. The transcript has 3 exons. Gene Ontology annotation, biological process: fatty acid beta-oxidation using acyl-CoA dehydrogenase; butyrate catabolic process.